Hippopotamus amphibius kiboko is the source of this 2565-nucleotide messenger RNA. Its product is annotated as guanylate cyclase D-like. The transcript is spliced from 17 exons. Gene Ontology annotation, biological process: receptor guanylyl cyclase signaling pathway; cGMP biosynthetic process; protein phosphorylation. Lineage: Eukaryota; Metazoa; Chordata; Mammalia; Artiodactyla; Hippopotamidae. Gene Ontology annotation, molecular function: guanylate cyclase activity; peptide receptor activity; protein kinase activity. The record is from RefSeq and is a predicted model, not a curated record. The coding region runs from base 1 to 2565 and encodes 854 amino acids.
AUGACUCUCAGGACACAUGGGCUGCCUGUGGGGCUGGUAACCUCUCUGGGACCCAGGGAGCAGGGGGCCACGGAGGUCCUGAAGAAGCUCUGCAGCGUGGAUGGCCUGAAAAUCGUGGUGCUCUGCAUGCACUCAGCGCUCCUGGGCGGCUCUGAGCAGACCGCCCUGCUGAGCCAGGCGUGGGCCCAGGGCCUGGCAGAUGGGGGGCUGGUCUUCCUGCCCUACCACACACUGCUCUUCGCCUUGCCCUACCGCAACCGCUCCUACCCGGCCCUGGGCGACGGCGGGCUCCUGCAGGAGGCCUACGAUGCGGUGCUGGCCGUCAGCUUGGAGUCCGGCUCUGGAGACAAGGCCUUCGAAGCUGCCGGGGCCACCAGAGAGGUGGCUGCCCGCCUGGAGCCAGAGCGGGUGUCCCCGCUCUUUGGAACCAUCUAUGAUGCUGUUGUCCUGCUGGCCCAUGCCCUGAACCGCUCUGAGAGCCAUGGGGCAGGACUCUCAGGGGCCCAUUUAGGGGACCACACAGGGUCUCUGGAUGUGGCUGGCUUUAGCCAGAGGAUCCGGACAGAUGAGAAGGGCAGGAGGCUGGCUCAGUACAUCAUUUUGGACACAGAUGGUCGGGGAAGCCGGCUGGUCCCCACCCACUUCCUGGGUACAAGUGAGCAGCCCCCAGGCGGCCUCCUCGCUCUGGCCCUGGCCUGUGUCCUGGUGCUGGCUGGCGGGGCCCUCACGUGCCUCAUCAGGUUGGGCGUCCAGCAACUGCAGCUCACGCAGGGCCCCCAGCGGGUCCUCCCGACAGCCCAGCAGCUCCCCUUCGUCCAUCGUCCCCCAAGCAGAAGGAGGCUGCACGUGGACAGUGCAAGUGAAUCAAGGAGUGCAGCGGAUGGUGGGAGCCUGCGGCCGGUGGCCCGGGCGUCAGCAGGGAGCCUGCCAGUCCCCCAGGAGCCCACCCGUGUGGCUCUGUACCAGGGAGAGUGGGUGUGGCUGAAGAAGUUUGAAGCUGACACAGCCCCUGAGCUGCAGCCAAGCUGCCUCAGUCUCCUGAGAAAGAUGCGGGAGCUGCAGCAUGAGAACAACGGCACCUUCCUGGGCUUCUUCGUGGCCCCUGGGGUCAGUGCUCUGGUGAUGGAGCACUGUGCCCGGGGCAGCCUGGAGGACCUGCUGCAGAAUGAGGCUCUGCGGCUGGACUGGACUUUCAAGGCCUCCCUGCUGCUGGAUUUGAUCCAUGGGGUGCGGUAUCUGCACCAUCGGCACUUCCCUCAUGGCCGCCUCAAGUCCCGAAACUGCGUGGUAGACGGGGGCUUUGUGCGGAAGAUCACUGAGCACGGUUAUGCGGAGCUCCUGGGUGCUCAGCGGGCUCCCCGCCCCCAGCCAGCCCCAGAAGAGCUGCUGUGGACGGCUCCAGAGCUGCCCCGGGGGCCCAGGGCACCCGGGCCGGGUACCCUCAAAGGAGGUAUCUUCAGCGUUGGCAUUAUCCUGCAGGAGGUACUGACUCGAGGCCUGCCCUACGGCUCUUCAUGGCUCUCAGCAGAGGCUGAGACCCUUUCCCUAGCCACACUCGAUGUUGGCGGGGAGGACCCAGGAAAAGAGCAAUGGUCCACUGGCCAGAUCCCAGGCCCACCCAUUACCACCAGCCCUCCUGGGGACCUCAGCCCCACUGCCCCGCCUGUGUUUGUUGCAGAAAUCAUCAGGAAGGCGGUGUCUCCCCCUCCCCUGUGCCGGCCCCUGGUGUCUCCUGACCACGGGCCACCUGAGUGCAUCCAGCUGAUGGAGCAGUGCUGGGAGGAGGCUCCAGAGGACAGACCCAACCUGGACCAGAUCUGCAGCCAGUUCAAAAGCAUCAACCAAGGCAAGAAGACCAGUGUUGCUGACUCUAUGCUGCGGAUGCUGGAGAAGCAUUCCCAGAACCUGGAGGACCUGAUCCAGGAGCGGACUGAGGAGCUGGAGCUGGAGAGACAGAAGACGGAAAGGUUGCUCUCGCAGAUGCUCCCAUUGUCCAUGAGUGAAGCUCUGAAAAUGGGAUUGACUGUGGAGCCAGAGUACUUUGACCACAUUGCCAUAUACUUCAGUGACAUUGUGGGCUUUACUACCAUCUCAGCCCUGAGUGAGCCCAUUGAGGUGGUGGGCUUGCUCAAUGACCUCUACACAUUGUUUGAUGCUGUUCAGGGCAACCAUGAUGUGUAUAAGCAUGAAGGCUGUGACUUCCAGGUGGAGACCAUCGGGGAUGCCUACAUGGUGGCAUUGGGGCUUCCCCAGCGCAACGGGAGCCGGCAUGUGGCUGAGAUUGCCAACAUGGCCUUGGACAUCCUCAGCUCUGUGGGCGACUUCCAGAUGAGGCAUGCGCCCACUGUGCCCAUUCGCAUCAGGGCUGGCCUGCACUCACCAUACAGAAUUCAUGUCAGCAGAAGCACCAUGCAGACACUGCUCAGCCUGGAUGAAGGCUACAAAAUUGAUACCAGAGGCCAGACUGAGCUAAAGGGGAAGGGCUUCGAGGAAACCUACUGGCUGGCGGGGAAAGCGGGCUUCCCCAGAUCCCUCCCCACACCUCUGGACAUGAAACCCGGGUGA